GCCGCCAUGAACUUCAGCGGGAUGCGCGCAAUGAUCGCGUUUCGACGAGCGCUGACAGAACAUCAUCAUGCCGCCUACAUGAAUCGCGAGGGCCGACUUUACUACACGAUCGGCAACCUGGAUUACCGUAUCGAUACGCCUGAUGCGAUCAUCACCAACGACACGGAUUUGUUGCUUCAGUUCCUCUUCGAGUUCGUCUUUGGCGGGAUCAUGAAGCCAGAUUCGGGUUCCUUCUGCCA
Molecule: messenger RNA, 239 nt
Organism: Symbiodinium pilosum
Lineage: Eukaryota; Dinophyceae; Suessiales; Symbiodiniaceae
Source: the annotation of a GenBank genome assembly